UAACGAUUACUUGCUCUGUGAUAAUAACAGAUGAGGUGAUGUGGGUGCAUUCAAUAUUGGAAUUCAAUACUUAAUUAAUUUCUUUAUUUCAUAUUAUACUACAUAUCUCGUAAUUUCAUUAGUAAUAAUGGAUAUUACGCCAUUAUUUAAAGCUUGUAUAAAAACAGUGAAAACUCGUAAUAAGGCUUUUGGUAUCCAAAGUCCUGGAAUCGAAGAUAAACAGCGUAUACUGAGAAGUAAACCGAAAACUGGUUUUACUACAACUGCUAAAGAUAUUACUUCCCAAAUAACUAGAUUACGUGACUUUCUGUUAGAACAUAGAGAAAGGUAUCUAAGUUUCUUCAACAAUGUCACUGGAAAUGAAAUGUCUGAGACGGAGAGAGAUCAGAUCGAUACAGGGGCGCAGAGAAUCAUUAAUACGUGUUCCCAUUUAUUGAAAGAAUUUAGGAAUGACAACCGCAAGUUAUCUGUCUCACAACAGACUAGGGAAUACAUGGAUGCUGUUAUUAGUUUAAUAGAUAUGUACUUAAAGGCUGUUUGUAAAAUCCACAGUGAAUUAAAAGCCUUAAGGGUGAAACGAGCACUUGAUAUCAGAAAGUUGUCACGCCUGGAACUACCACAGACUAAAUCAAAUAUUCCAAAUCCAUUUUUAAUUGAUAAAGUUGAAGAGAAAGAUCCUGAAACAGUGGAGACAGAGGAGACAGAUACUGUAAAAAGAAAAUUAGAUUUGUCUGAGAAUGAAAUAGCUGUCAUGUCAGAUGAAGAGGAGCUAAGCGCUGAAGAGUUACAGAUGUUCGAGUCAGAAAAUGUACAGUUGUUGAAUGAAUUGAAUAGUAUGACGGAGGAAGUUAGGCAAAUUGAAAGUAAGGUACUCCAUAUAGCAGAAUUGCAGGAGAUAUUUACUGAAAAGGUUUUACAACAAGAGCAAGAUAUUGACAGAAUAUCGACAACAGUUGUAGGAGCUACAGAGAAUGUGAAAGAUGCAAAUGAACAAAUCAAACAAGCUAUCCAGAGGAAUGCUGGUUUAAGAGUCUACAUAUUGUUCUUUUUACUAGUUAUGUCAUUCACCCUAUUAUUCUUAGAUUGGUAUAAUGAUUAAAUAAAUCAUAAAAUAUGUUUUUAAGUAUACAGA
This is a messenger RNA of Galleria mellonella (greater wax moth), 1132 nucleotides long. It is a transcript of the gene Syx18, whose product is annotated as syntaxin-18. Gene Ontology annotation, biological process: retrograde vesicle-mediated transport, Golgi to endoplasmic reticulum. The record is from RefSeq and is a predicted model, not a curated record. Bases 128 to 1099 code for a protein of 323 amino acids. The transcript has 2 exons. Gene Ontology annotation, cellular component: SNARE complex; endoplasmic reticulum. Lineage: Eukaryota; Metazoa; Arthropoda; Insecta; Lepidoptera; Pyralidae.